Prorocentrum cordatum is the source of this 498-nucleotide messenger RNA. The record is from the annotation of a GenBank genome assembly. Lineage: Eukaryota; Dinophyceae; Prorocentrales; Prorocentraceae.
GGUGGCUUCGGGAUCACUGCCUGGACCAAACAAUUGGCCGAGCUUGUGCGCACCACCGCGCGGAUCCUCGGAGCCAUGCUGGACGCAGAUCGACACGAAUUCAUGGGUUGCCUGGCGGAUAAACUAGGCAAUGUCACCAACGAGGGGAACAACAAGGAGCGGUGGGCACUAAUACACUCCCUUCGAGGGUUCGGGGGUGGGGGCGGCAAGAAGAACAAAGCCCUCAAGACUGCCCUACCCUUCAGGAUCGAUCCCGAGGGGAACGUUCUAGCCACAAGGCAGGACAUUGCAAAAGACGUGGCUGUACACUUUAGCGAACUCGAGUGCGCGGAACGGAUGUCGCAGCAUGACUACGUCAAGACAUACGGGUCGGGGCUAGCCACCACCAAGCAUGGCAAAGUUGAUCCAGCCAAUGUCAUCACAUUGCGAGAGACAGAAGUGCUCCUGAGCAAGCUUGAUACUGACAAGGCGGCCAGCCCAGACAAGAUUUUCAAUGAA